Messenger RNA from Silurus meridionalis, 2017 nucleotides. It is a transcript of the gene slc71a2a, whose product is annotated as major facilitator superfamily domain containing 14Ba. The record is from RefSeq and is a predicted model, not a curated record. Gene Ontology annotation, biological process: transmembrane transport. The coding region runs from base 233 to 1711 and encodes 492 amino acids. Gene Ontology annotation, molecular function: transmembrane transporter activity. The transcript has 12 exons. Gene Ontology annotation, cellular component: membrane. NCBI's taxonomy places the organism in Eukaryota, Metazoa, Chordata, Actinopteri, Siluriformes, Siluridae.
AUCCUCUCCACUGGGGGAGGAAAAAUCAGGAUUAAAAUAACCUGGACUUCCGCUGCUGGGCUAACGUUCCUGCAACCAUCUUCCAUUUUACAGCUGGAAACGGGACACUCGUGUGAAUUUUUGAUAGAGAAGCCUAGAGAGGCCAAACCCGGAGGAAAUCCUGGAAGGAGCCGGAGGUGAGAAGAUAUGCACCCAACAUGGCUUUUAUGUCUCUCAGAUAAGGUGUGAAGAGAUGGCCCAGGCUGGGCCGAAAGAACCGAAACGGACUAACCGCGUCCUGCUGGUCAAGAGAAUAAUAAUGAACGAUGACAGCAACCCGAUGCAGCAAGGAAUCGGGAAGCCGAGUGUGUACCAUGCAGUGGUGGUCAUCUUCUUGGAGUUUUUUGCAUGGGGGCUGCUCACCACGCCAAUGCUUACCGUUCUACAUGAAACAUUCCCACAGCACACGUUCCUGAUGAAUGGCCUCAUUCAGGGAGUGAAGGGUUUGCUGUCUUUCAUGAGCGCCCCAUUAAUCGGCGCGUUAUCAGAUGUCUGGGGCAGGAGAUCUUUUCUGCUGGUGACAGUGUUUUUCACCUGUGCACCCAUCCCUCUGAUGAGACUCAGCCCCUGGUGGUACUUUGCCAUGAUCUCUGUGUCUGGGGCAUUCUCGGUCACCUUCUCGGUCAUCUUCGCCUAUGUCGCAGACGUUACCGAGGAGCGAGAGAGGAGCACUGCAUAUGGACUUGUGUCGGCCACGUUUGCAGCAAGUUUGGUGACGAGCCCUGCGAUCGGAGCUUAUCUCUCAGCGAACUACGGGGAUAACCUGGUGGUCCUGGUAGCUACGCUUAUCGCACUGGCAGAUAUAUGCUUCAUUCUGCUGGCCGUUCCCGAGUCUUUACCCGAAAAGAUGAGGCUGAACACCUGGGGAGCGCCGAUCUCCUGGGAGCAGGCGGAUCCAUUCGCUUCUCUGAGGAAAGUGGGGAAGGACACAACUGUGCUACUCAUCUGCAUCACAGUGUUUCUGUCAUACUUACCUGAGGCCGGCCAGUAUUCCAGCUUCUUCCUGUAUUUACGACAGGUCAUUAACUUCUCGCCCACUACAAUCGCCGUGUUCAUCGGAGUGGUGGGGAUCCUCUCCAUUGUGGCCCAGACGCUUUUUCUCACGCUGCUAAUGAGAACCAUUGGGAACAAGAACACGGUUCUGCUGGGCCUCGGAUUCCAGAUCCUCCAGCUGGCGUGGUAUGGCUUCGGAUCUGAACCAUGGAUGAUGUGGGCAGCCGGAGCCGUGGCAGCCAUGUCCAGCAUCACCUUUCCUGCAGUGAGUGCACUUGUAUCUCGCAGUGCCGAUCCAGAUCAACAAGGGCUAGUGCAAGGAAUGAUCACAGGCAUCCGAGGCCUAUGUAAUGGCUUGGGUCCGGCUCUCUACGGCUUCAUCUUCUUCCUUUUUGACGUGGAGCUGAGUGGAAUAGCUCCGAUCCAGACAGACUACAACAUCCCUCUUCAGACUCCCAGUGAGCGGGUGGCAAUCCCAGGCCCCCCUUUCCUGCUGGGUGCAUGCACGGUAUUGGCAGCCUUAAUUGUGGCAAUGUUCAUCGAAGAACAGCCGACAGCGGGGGCCAAGACGUCCCAAGAGCUGAAGAGUAGCGGAAGUCUGACAGGAGUGCAUGCCAUCAUGCCGCUUCCGGGCAGCGACGAGGACUUUGAGCCUCUUCUAGAGGACAGCACUGUGUGAAUGUGUGACCCAGCAAACUUUCUGAACUCCAGCCCUCGGAAUGAGUGAGCAUUACCACCCCCUCCCCAUCCCCCCCUUACCAACUGUAAGCCUCCCAGAAGAUUUCUUUUGUUUUUUUAUUAAUUUUUUUUAUUUUAUUUUAAGCUUUAUGUUGUCGUUUUUAACUUGGUUAGAUGUUUUGUUUCAAAUUUUAAAUUUCAAACCAAAGUUUUCCAUGAAACAAAGUUUUUUAAACUCUGUUUUGCCACAGCAAAAGGGCUUGAAUGUGCUGUAGCUGAAAUGGAGUAAAAACUUUUGGAAAACGCA